AUGACGUCAAUUGGUACGGGUUAUGACUUGUCCAACAGUGUUUUCUCGCCGGAUGGACGCAACUUCCAGGUGGAAUAUGCCAUGAAGGCAGUGGAAAAUGGAGGCACUUCUAUUGGACUUAAAUGUAAAGAUGGCAUCGUUUUGGCGGUGGAAAAAAUCACCAAUUCAAAGCUUUUGGUACCAGGAAAAAACAAGCGUAUACAGACCAUAGACAGGCACAUUGGUGUUGCUUACUCGGGGCUUUUACCCGAUGGACGUCAUUUUGUCAAUAGAGGCAGAGACGAAGCACAAUCAUUCAAGUCUAUUUUCAAAAACCGUAUUUCUGUUCCCCAUUUGAUGGAUAGAUUGGGGAUCUACGUGCAAAAUUACACUUGUUACAACUCGGUGAGGCCGUUUGGAAUUGUUGGUAUUGUAGGUGGAGUGGAUGACAAUGGGCCACAUUUGUAUAUGAUUGAGCCCAGUGGAACGUGCUGGGGCUACACGGGUGCAGCCACCGGUAAGGGCCGUCAAAUUGCGAAAAGUGAGUUGGAAAAAUUGGAUUUUGAGACGUUGACGGUACGUGAAGCGGUUAAGGUUGCGGCCAAAAUCAUUCGUCAGGCACAUGAGGAUAACAAGGACAAAGAUUACGAGUUGGAGAUCUCAUGGUGUUCCGUAGAGAUGACCAAUGGAUUGCACGAGUUUGUACCUGAAGACUUGUUGAAGGAGGCGAUUCAAUUGGCAGAAGAUGACGAAGAAAUGGAGGAAUGA
Meyerozyma guilliermondii ATCC 6260 is the source of this 747-nucleotide messenger RNA. RefSeq names its product proteasome core particle subunit alpha 7 (gene PRE10). Gene Ontology annotation, biological process: ubiquitin-dependent protein catabolic process. The record is from RefSeq and is a predicted model, not a curated record. The coding region runs from base 1 to 747 and encodes 248 amino acids. The transcript has a single exon. Gene Ontology annotation, cellular component: proteasome core complex; proteasome core complex, alpha-subunit complex; nucleus. Lineage: Eukaryota; Fungi; Ascomycota; Pichiomycetes; Serinales; Debaryomycetaceae.